AUGACUCAUUGUGGAUGGAAUUCUACUCUUGAAGGUGUGUAUGCAGGCUUGCCAAUGAUCACUUGGCCUUUGUUUGCAGAGCAGUUUUACAAUGAAAGGUUGGUUGUAGAUGUGCUGAAGAUUGGUGUUGCUGUUGGGAUGAAGGAAUAUGUGAUGAAGCAUGAGGAUAGGCCAUUGAUUCAUGGGAUAGAUACAGAGAGAGUUGUGAACUGUGUGAUGGGUGUUGGUGAAGAAGCUGAGGCCAUGAGGAAGAGAGCUAGAGAACUGGGAGAGAUGGCAAAGAGUGCUGUUAUGGAAGAUGGGUCUUCUUAUACUGAGUUAACUCGACUCAUCAAUGAGUUGCUUCUCCUGACUGGCAAACUUACGCAACAGUGA
This is a messenger RNA of Dioscorea cayenensis subsp. rotundata (Guinea yam), 375 nucleotides long. RefSeq names its product UDP-glycosyltransferase 73C4-like. NCBI's taxonomy places the organism in Eukaryota, Viridiplantae, Streptophyta, Magnoliopsida, Dioscoreales, Dioscoreaceae. The transcript has a single exon. Gene Ontology annotation, molecular function: UDP-glycosyltransferase activity. Bases 1 to 375 code for a protein of 124 amino acids. The record is from RefSeq and is a predicted model, not a curated record.